AUGGCGGUCCCUCAGCGGACGCUCUCUUGGCUCUACUCGGUCCUAAGCAAGGAUCAUUUUGACCCCAAACAAACAUACCACGAUCCUAACCGUGCCUAUCACGAUGUCGCCAAUGCGCUGGCCCAGUACCCCUCGCUCUCCCCUCGCACCGACGUCUAUACUUACGAGAACGGGUUCUCGGCUCUUCUUCUUCACCUUGUAGGCACGCUGCCUGUUCUCUUCCGAGGCACCACCUACCGUUUUCCUAUCGCGCUUUGGAUACCGAACACCUAUCCCCGUGAGCCUCCUAUGGUCUAUGUAACGCCGCCUCAGGAUAUGACGGUUCGUGUUGGACAACAUGUGACAUUGGAAGGACGAGUAUACCAUCACUACCUGGCGCAUUGGGCGGAAGCUUGGGAUAGAUCAACGAUUGCCGAUUUCCUUUCUAUACUCCGUGAUGUAUUUGCCAAAGAACCACCGGUGCGAUAUCGCCAGCAAAUGCCCCCUCCGCCUCAAGCGCAGCAAGCACCAACUCCCCCGCCAGUACCACCCUUGCCGCUUGGCAUGGGACACUCGCAACCACCAGCUCAGGUCCAAUCUCCUCAUCCGAAUAAUCAGGGUCAAACUCCUCCACAACUCCCUCCCAAGCCUGGAUCAGCUACUUCGCAACAACAAUUUCCCCCGCAAGUCGCAGAUCGGUACCGAUCACCUCCGCCUCUCCCUCCGCUGCCUCCAAAAGAUGAUAGUGUCAGACGAACUUCAAUACCCGCAGGAAUGCCCAGCUCUGGAAGCCAGGCACCCCUUCAAUAUUCGUCAUCGCAAUACCCAGAUUCCCAAUAUGUAGGACAUCACACAUCUCCAUCCGGAUCUCAUGGCCCCCCAGCAGGCUACAACAGACACGUUAGCGGAGCCCCCGUCCCUGGCCAUCAACAAAUGCCCCCGACACCCCAGGGAGCGCCGCUACCAAUUCAACAAUCACAUCGCCAUUAUUCGCAAGUGCCACAACCUCAGUAUGCUGGGUAUCAGCCUCAACCGCAGCAGCAGCAGCCGGCGUCGCAAAAUAUACCACCAUACCCCCAACAUUCUCCUCAUCCAUCCAAUUACCAGGCGCCUCCUCCAAGAGCGCCAGCUCCGAAGACAGAAGUUCAGGAUCUUCUCACUUCCCCCUUUGAACUCGAGCUUCCAUCCUUCGCACCCAUGGGACCGGCCCCUCCAAUUCCACCAAACCCUGAAAAAGAUGCCCUCCUCCACGCCGUCUCAAAGACCCUGGCCGACACACUCGCAACUCAGGCCUCGCAAUCUGACACAGCGGCUCAAUCGCUAGUGUCACAGUCGCAGUCUCUCCACGCCGCCAUGGCAACUCUGCAAAACGAGGUUGCCAUUCUAAACAACCUCCACUCGACCCUACAAUCAAAUACCUCCGUCCUUCAACAAUCCAUUCACCGUGCAGACGCUGCAAUUGCAGAUGCGCAAGCUCGCUCCGCGACCUCCAUCUCUACUAACGCACCAUCAACAUCCACCGCACUACCCACAUCUUCAGACGCUCCAUAUGGCGGUCUACCACCUAUUGAUGAAGUACUGGUUGCGCCUACCGUCGUUGGUAAACAGCUUUACGACCUCGCUGCGGAAGAAGAGGGCCUUCAGCAUGCACUUUAUGCAUUGCAGUCCGCCCUAGUGCGGGGUGUUAUUGGUGUCGAUUCUUGGUCCCGUCAUACACGCGGUCUUGCGCGUGAAGCAUUUUUGAAGAAGGCGCUCAUCAGUAAGAUUGGGCAAGGAAUGGGAUUAGAAUCUGUUCCGUGA
Molecule: messenger RNA, 1779 nt
Organism: Penicillium angulare
Lineage: Eukaryota; Fungi; Ascomycota; Eurotiomycetes; Eurotiales; Aspergillaceae
Exons: 4
Coding region: 1-1779 (592 amino acids)
Biological process (GO): protein transport; endosome to lysosome transport; protein modification process
Cellular component (GO): ESCRT I complex
Molecular function (GO): ubiquitin binding
Source: RefSeq, a predicted model, not a curated record